Messenger RNA from Cydia pomonella (codling moth), 2193 nucleotides. RefSeq names its product synaptic vesicle glycoprotein 2B-like. Bases 74 to 1660 code for a protein of 528 amino acids. The transcript is spliced from 10 exons. Gene Ontology annotation, biological process: transmembrane transport. Gene Ontology annotation, cellular component: membrane. The record is from RefSeq and is a predicted model, not a curated record. Gene Ontology annotation, molecular function: transmembrane transporter activity. NCBI's taxonomy places the organism in Eukaryota, Metazoa, Arthropoda, Insecta, Lepidoptera, Tortricidae.
UCAUUGCCUCCAAGAAUGCCUCUGGACAGUUCGGUGGUUCUCUUUAGGACUAAAUUCAGUUUUUGCUGAUAAGAUGGUGGCAGGAAAUGAUGUGGAGGCUUCUGGGAGGAAGGAGGACAUCCCUCACGACCAUUUGUUUAUGGUCACGGGUUUGUCGUCUUCGAAUUUGGAGAAGAUGGCGCAUGUACCAGAACCGCCAUCAGACUUCGAAACAGCCAUCGCCGCCACGGGCUCCGGCCGCUUCAACGUGGCGCUGAUGCUGUGCACCUUCCCCGCCUUCUGGAGUGCUAUCUCCGUCACCAGCUCCACUAGUUAUAUCUUCACCAGGGCCAAAUGUGAUAUGCAGCUCAGCUUGCUUGACAUGGGCACUGUGAACGCCAUCACCUAUGGAGGAAUGAUCUCAUCGGCAAUGAUCUGGGGCUUCUUGUCGGACACAUUGGGCCGGCGCCGCAUCAUGGUGUGGGGCUUCUUCUGCGCCGGGCUGAUAGAAGUGGCUGCCAGCAUGAGCCAGAACUUCCCCAUGCUGCUGGUCACGAGGUUCGCCAGCGGGUUCCUCUUCAACGGCCCGUUCGCUGUCCUGAUCUCAUACUUGGCGGAGAUGCACCGCACGGAGCUGCGCGCGCGCGUCAUUCUGCUCACCAGCCUCUUCUACACGUUCGCUAACUCCACCCUUCCCCUACUAGCCUGGGGAGUGCUUACACGUGACUGGACUUUCCAGAUCACUGAGAAAUUCGUGAUCCACUCCUGGAACCUGUUCCUCCUGGCAACCGCUUUGAUGCCGCUCCUCACGGGUCUAGUCUUCCUCUUUCUGCCGGAGAGCCCCAAGUUCCUGAUGUCGCGCGGCCGGAAUGAGGAGGCCAUGGAGGUGUUCAGGAAGAUAUACAGGCUCAAUACGGGGAAUCCGAAGGAGGAUUAUCCGAUCAAAUGUCUAGUCGAAGAAAAAACAGAGAAACAGGCAAGUGGCGUGGCAGCACUCAGGGGCGGGUGGGCACAGCUGGCGCCCCUCUUUGGGAUGCCGCACGUCAGAUGGCUAGCCCUCAUCUGUGCCAUUCACAUUGGUACCAUGUUUGGGUCCAAUACGCUCCGCCUCUGGUACCCUCAGCUCGCCGCCAUGAUCAACUCAGACUCUUCAGAGAGCCUCUGCUCGGCCAUAGCUCCUUCCAACGUUACAACUGUCAUUGAGGAAGGAUGCCAGCCCAUACAGACGGACAUGAUGACGUACAUGCAGAGCGUUAUAGUGGGUGCCGGGUCUGUACUGACCUAUGGAAUAGGAGGGAUGUUGGUUAACCGGUGUGGUAAGAAGCUAGUGUCCGCGGCAUGCAGCAUCACCAGCGCCGUGACCAUCAUCCUGAUGCCGUUCCUCGGCAACAGUGCUGAUGCUGUAGUGGCUUUGAUGACGACAGCACUGGCGCUAACUUCGCUCAGUGGGGCUGCGCUGUCCAGCAUCACUGUAGACCUGUUCCCUACUUCUCUCAGAGUGAUGGCGAUGGCAACAUUCCUGAUGACGGGGCGAAUGGGCACCAUCACGGGGACGGUCACCUUCCCCGCACUCAUCGACUUUGGCUGCCUUCCGCCUUUUAUCACCAUUUGUGCCGUCUUAGCUGUUUGUGGUGUCGCUUGUUUCCUUCUGCCGAAUACGACAUUGAAGAAACUAGAAUAACAUUUACCUUAAGUUAAGAUUCUUAUGAGAUUUUAUACAGAGUGUAAAUUUAGUCACCAGCCAUAAUUUACGGGGUGAAUAUAUAGGUCUUACAGAGCAACUUUCACUACGGGACCAACCCCGUAAAUGCGAAAAAAAAUUUUUUUAUCUCCCAUACAUUUUGGUGGAUAUUUUGUAUGGAAGAGUUAAUUUUUUUUUCGAUUUCGGGGUUGGUCCCAUAGUAAAAGUUGCUCAGUAUGACCUAUACCUGGUAAAUAUAUUGUAGUUGACUAAAUUUACACUCUUUAUUUGUGUACUGCCAGGUACUGCCUAAAAUUUCUAUGAAAGUUUCGUGUUUUUUUACUGUUUUGUAGUAAUUAUGUAUACCUACAUAUUUAGUGUAUGUGGUAUGUGAACUAUUAUUAGUGUAAAUAUGUAUAUAUAAUAUGUAUAAGAAAACUUGCCAUUCCAUUUUGUAAAUAUAUUUGUUGUAUUUUUGUGUCAACUAUCCAGGUUAGGGAUAAAAAAUAAUUAAAAGUCAAGUUUAAAAAUAA